Molecule: messenger RNA, 1179 nt
Organism: Talaromyces rugulosus
Lineage: Eukaryota; Fungi; Ascomycota; Eurotiomycetes; Eurotiales; Trichocomaceae
Exons: 3
Coding region: 1-1179 (392 amino acids)
Cellular component (GO): SUMO-targeted ubiquitin ligase complex
Molecular function (GO): ubiquitin-protein transferase activity
Source: RefSeq, a predicted model, not a curated record
AUGCUUGUGAGAACUCUCUCCCUUUUCUCCCAAUUCCUCGCCACUACCCAGCGUCUCAUCACAAUACCUUCGUUGCUGGGAAUUUCUCCCGUCAUCUGCGCCUGUGCCGCCUUUGCUAUGAAUCACGAUUCCCAGGCGCAGUUCCUGCCUUCCAGGUCCCGCAAGACUCCUCGUCGUGAAAUGCCUCACCAUAACCAUCAAAGUCGUCCAGCAUGGCGACAGUACGGGGAGUCAUCGUCCAGCUCCGCGGCGGCUCCGCGCCAUCAUCCUCAUCAUCUCAGUCUACCAGUGCCACAACCACGCUAUCAAGGAGAUGGAUAUGAUUUUCGGCGGCCCAUAAUGUCCACAACGACUUCUCCACCUCCACAGACAGAAGAUGUCAUUGAUCUGACAAACGAACCGGAUUCUCCUCCUUCACCACAACUCUCCCGUGCGCAGCCGUCUCGCACCCAGUCUCUUCACAGCCACCAGCCUCGCCGUCAUCGACCGCCCAGAUUUGGAAGGAAUAUAAUGGCAGAUGUUGUCGAUCUGGAAGAUGGGACCGACCAUACAGUCGAUAUCGACCCUCCCAGUAGCCCAGAGGUGGAAUUUCUACGGUCUACAGUGCGCGCGCCAACGCGCACCUCCGCUCCAAGGCGUCUGCUCGAUGUCCUCACCCACGCCCAGACUAACUUUAUGUCACCCACUGCUCAGCAAGCCUUUCGAGAGGAAAUCGCCCUACGUGCUGGACGUAUGAGUCGGCGACGAGUGAUUCAACCAAGUUUGGAAGAAUUCUUUCUCGCAGACAACUUGAAUCCCAAUAUAGAUCUUACGAUAGAUCUGGACUACCAGGCUCCUGCGUAUACCAUGCACGAGCCUACACCUCCGACUCCACCGCCAUCAUACAAGGCUCCAAGCCCAGCAACAGAGGGGUUCACGAGAACAGCCACCGACGAUGACGUGGUGGUGUGUCCUAACUGCGAUCAUGAGUUGGGUACUGGUGAAGGUCUUGCACAGCAGAUAUGGGUUGCCAAACCAUGUGGCCAUGUUUACUGUGGCGACUGCACAAAUUACCGCUCGAGCAAAAAGAGAUCUACGCUAGCAUCUCCUGCAAAGAGUAAGCCAUUUUCAAAAUGCAAAGUGGCCAGGUGCGAGAAGUCUGUCAGCCAACCUAAGUCUAUGAUCCAAAUCUUUUUAUGA